CGAUUGGUCAUGUCUGUGCGCAGGUGGUUUUGGAAAAGCGACAAUUGCAAGUAAACAGACUUUGGAAGCUUACUCAUACAUUUCCUGCCAUUUCAGAAAAACGACAGACAUUGAACGCCACCUCCACCACAUUACAAAUAGAGGUUGUUUUUUUAAAUUGCGUUAAAAUAUUUCGGGGAUUUUAAAGCGGCUGUUUAGUUUUUAAGUUUUUGGGCAACGACUUUAGUUUUUAUCGCCGUCCAAAGACUCGCUCUUGUAGAUCUUUUUUGUCUCUGCUCGUAGACUUUCGGUUACAAAAUGAAAGUAAGUUGUAAGUCACCUUUGUAAGAGUGUUCAUGUAGUUAUUACACUCUGGUCGUGUCGCUGAAAGACUUUAGUGGCAAUUAAUGCCCCACCCGCGGUCCGUGCGCAGGUGCACGCACAGCCAUGUUACUGUGGGUGUUCAUACUACUGCUGCUGGUGCGCUUUGGAGAUCUGGGCUGUCUGCGGAGUUCAGACAAUGAGGCUGAAGUUUUUAGUGAUGAGCGGGGCGCAAACUCUUUCUUGGGUCGCCACCUUCUGUUGAAUCGUUUUGACUUUGAAAUCUUCGUCCCUGGAAACCUGGAGAGGGAGUGUUACGAAGAAAUUUGUAACUAUGAGGAGGCCAGAGAGGUUUUUGAGAACAUCCCUGAAACAGUUGAGUUGUGUAAUGUUAUGUCCACAGAUAAGGGCCAGCGACCGAACCGAGUUGAUGUGACAUCUCUUUUGAUUGGUCUAAUCACUGCUGGUGUGGUUCUUGUUUUUAUGGGCCUCCUUGCGUGGUAUUUGUGUCAGGGAAAAUGUAAAGAUGACAUCAGCCGUGCGAGUUCAAUUCGAGUUCGCACGAGAAGGAGUAAUGCAUCAGUAAUCAUUCGACGACUAGAGGAAGUGUCCUUGCAGCCUGUGAACCCACAGGUGGACCCUGUUCAGGACACAGAUGCCCCAGGCCUGCCUUCAUAUGAACAAGCUAUUGCAAACAGUGGACAAUAUGAUGCCCCCCCGCCACCAUAUCCUGGAUCAAGAGCUGGCAGUACAAGACGAUAACCAGAAUGACACACACAUAAUCUGCCCUUCCUCCCUAGACCUGUAUGCUGGAUUGCUCAUAUUCUCAUUGUGCCAUUCAGUUUGAUGCACUACAGAACUAUUAGUUUACAACAGAAGGAAAUGGACAUGAUUUCAAUGUAUAGGCUUGGUGUUGACUUAUUUAAGGCACUUUAAAGUAGGCCAAGAUCUUACCUUUCAUGUUUUAAUAUGGCAGAUUUUUACCAAAUGAAAAAUGAAGACUCCUAAAGAUUGGUAUAUUACAUCUGCAAACAGUGUUUUUCCAUGUUUCUUGUAUUUUUGAAGAAUAACAACUGCUGCUGUGAGAAUCUUAUUUUAACGAAGUAUAAUUUUGUUUGACCUAAGCUUAACUUGCAUGCUUUGCUUUACACUUCAUCUUCUGGUUCAAAUCGACUUCAGAAACACUGAGUAACAGUCUAACUUCAUAAAUUCAGAUGAUUGUCUCAUGUUCAUUAGCCUACACAUUUCACUGAAUUCUUAAGUGUGAAGUUUUUUAUAAUGAUUACAUUUAGGUGAGAUGCUAUUUAUUUGUCUGCAGACCUCUGUCUCUGAUGCCUCUUUGUGUCACACAUGAAACAUGGGCAUGGUGCAAAUUUUAUGAAAUUGAAGAAAUUCUAUAUUUUAAGGUUUUAUUAUAAAAUUAAAUAAAUUUUAGAUGAAAUCUC
Molecule: messenger RNA, 1745 nt
Organism: Periophthalmus magnuspinnatus
Lineage: Eukaryota; Metazoa; Chordata; Actinopteri; Gobiiformes; Gobiidae
Gene: prrg4
Product: proline rich Gla (G-carboxyglutamic acid) 4 (transmembrane)
Exons: 5
Coding region: 427-1062 (211 amino acids)
Cellular component (GO): extracellular region
Molecular function (GO): calcium ion binding
Source: RefSeq, a predicted model, not a curated record